UUAAGCCUUGCAGUUCAGUAGCCUUGUAGAGACCAUUUACUGCCAUUGCGCUGGAACCCUCCGCAUCGUAACGUAGUGUUGUCAGGCUAAGCAAUGUAUGAACAAUUUUGCUGAGACGUGGAUUAAGUACUGAAGAUUUUCACGGGAAUUUUACUAACUCUAAUUAAUUAUGAAGAUCCAAAACAACCAUCUGCUUCUCGUCUCCUUGGUGAUGAUCUAUUGCACUGCUGUCAACACGUAUGCUCUUGACAAGACGGCGAGUGAUAUACUUUUGGAACAACAUCAUUCUGGGAACUCAGGCGUAAAUGUACCUUUUGAGAAACGAGCUAUACCCCUGUCACUGAACGGAGAUCUGCGCAUGCUUGCCCGGAUGUUAUAUGCUUCUCAACGACGUCGCCGCGUCGAUCGUUUCGCUAGCGUUCGACAGCAAAUGUCUAACUUGGGCAAGCGCAGUGGGGGAGUUCAACAUGAUAAGGACAACGACGAUCCUAUACGAAACUCGCAGGAUACGUCAAUACGUACAGAACAACAAACACAAAUCAGAUCUACUGUUCCAGAUUAUCGACUUGUAUCAGCAGAUGGUUACCAAAAUGUACAUCCAAGAUCAUCGCUCGCUUAUGAAGACCCAGAGGAGUUCCAAAAGAGAAGUCAAAGGUUGUCAAUUAACGGGGCUCUAUCAUCAUUGGCGGACAUGUUGGCAGCGAGUGGCAGACGACAACUCAAGGAAGAGCUUGCUGUUAACAGACAACGACUAUUGAAACUGGGGCGUUAAUCAAGAACGGGUGCUUACAUUGACGAUGGAACAGAAAAUUGUAAAGACCGGAAACGACAAUGCGCACGUCAUUUCAUUACGUAAUCAGUUAUGAAUAUUCAAAACAGGUGUUCAGAAGACAAGGAACAUUGAUAUUUUUCAUGAAGUCUAUAGAUAUAUAUUUUAGAGAUAUACAUACAUUUAUUGGAAGAGGGAAAUAACAAGAUGUGUUCGUAUAGACGUUUAUCAUAGGUUAUUGGUUUCUGUAUUUGUAAUAAUAUUUCUCUAUUGAUAACGUUGUUUCAUUUAUGAAGCUGGUCUUUGUGAAUUCGUAUUAAUAUGUGUUAUGUGAUAUUAUUCUGUUUCAGUUUAUAUGUGAUUUCAAUUGAAGAACAAAUAGCUUGAUUUCUUCUUUAACAUCUAUGGUGAAUUUUAAGAAGUGACUUCGUCUAAAGCACGAAGGAAAAAUGUUUUCUUUUUUAUUCGUUUAAACUAUUGCGCGGUAGGAAAAGGAAACGCGUCUUUUUUGACUCUAAAACUUGUACACAGCGUUUCCCUGCUCGAUGUUGAACGAUCACAAAUUAAAAAAGCCAUAUAUGUAUAAAUAUGUAUAUUAAAGAAUACACAUAAGAAUUUAUUGUUUUUCAUUAUUAGAUUUUGUUUAUAUUGUGUGUGAUAGUGUGUAGUUUCUUUUGCUUACCUUUGGAUUCUAAAACAAUACAGAUCAUGUCUUCAAAAAUUAAAGUUAAAGUUAAUUUCCAAUACAGGAGCCGAUAGAGCUCAGCUCAUCCACACUGGACUCAAAAAUUUAACAAUUGUAUAAUUUAAAGUUCAUUGUUAAUUAAAUUUGCCCUAUAAUUAUAAAAUAAAGUUUUUCAUU
Mizuhopecten yessoensis (Yesso scallop) is the source of this 1631-nucleotide messenger RNA. RefSeq lists its product as uncharacterized. The coding region runs from base 170 to 772 and encodes 200 amino acids. The record is from RefSeq and is a predicted model, not a curated record. Gene Ontology annotation, cellular component: extracellular region. Gene Ontology annotation, biological process: multicellular organism development. Gene Ontology annotation, molecular function: hormone activity. The transcript is spliced from 2 exons. Lineage: Eukaryota; Metazoa; Mollusca; Bivalvia; Pectinida; Pectinidae.